This is a messenger RNA of Impatiens glandulifera, 474 nucleotides long. Its product is annotated as zinc finger MYM-type protein 5-like. The transcript has a single exon. Bases 1 to 474 code for a protein of 157 amino acids. The record is from RefSeq and is a predicted model, not a curated record. Lineage: Eukaryota; Viridiplantae; Streptophyta; Magnoliopsida; Ericales; Balsaminaceae.
AUGCCUAAAAGUGAAAGUGAUGGAGAUAUAAAUCAAAAGAUUUUGUUUACUUUAAAUGUUGAUGAUCCGGGAAAUUGGGACAAAAUGCAAAAUAUUAGGGACUUUUUGGUUGAAAGAGGUCCUAAAAGAUAUGAUGAUAUUUUGUUUUCUCUUAAUAACACUGGAAGACAUUUCAAUCCAUCACAUUAUAAGAGACAAUUGACAAAUAGUGAGAAAAGUGACAAAAUAUGGUUAGUGUACUCUAUUUCUAUGGACAAGAUCUACUGUUUUUGUUGCAAGUUAUUCAAAACUCAGAGAACCAUGGCGAAACUUGGUUAUAUGGCUGACGAAGGAUACAAAGAUUGGAAGAAUAUCAGUCGAUGCCUCAAUCUUCAUGAAACUAGUAAAGAUCAUGUUGAUUGUAUGACUAGUUGGAUUGAAUUAGAAAGAAGACUUCAAAAGAAAAAGACAAUUGAUGAAAAUGUGCAAACUUGA